AUGCAAGCUCGCCAUACGCCGACCGACGAACACCGCAGCAAGAGAAAGUUCCAACCCAGCAUCACAAGCUAUUUCGAGGUGCGGGACGAUUUCGAGGAUACCGACGAUCUGCGGGGCCUGGAUCCGAUUACCCGACCGCGAUACCAAAACACGAGGCAACACCAGCACCAGCACAGAGAGAAACUCGCUCCUGACGUCCCCGGCCAAGUGCAAGCAGACCUCCUCAGCGUCGGCAUGAGAGUGCGAAAGAGCGUGCCGGAAGGCUACAAGAUCCACAAGACAUCCGGCCUCCCAUCCAUCCAAACCACCAUGUCGCGGCCCACCCUAGCCGUCAAACCACCCCGAGAGCCUGUAUCAGAAGAAGUCCUGCACCAGCGCGAACUCCUGCCUUUCUGCGGCCUGAACAAAAUCGGCGGCUUCGCAGAACAACCAACAACCAACCCACAUCUCUACGCCGCGAACGGCACGCCACCACCUCCAAACUACUUCCCCCUCCCCGCCGAGACCUUCACUCAGCCCUUCUCCUCCAAAGCCUCCACAGAUAGCGGAUACUCAACGACCUCGCAGCGCCCACACAACCCCUCGAAACGCUCAUGGCAGGACGAAGAUGAAGUCAGGACAUUAGACACGACAUUCUUCUUCGGCUCAUCAUCGUCGACAAGGGGAAUGGGCAUGGGCGUCGAAAUCGACGAAGUGCCCGUUAGCCCGCUGAGUGAAACGCCACCUCAGGGACUCAAUAUGCAGCCGCCACCGCGUCGCGUCGCGCUGCCCAAGUCGAGACGGACAGUGCAACGGACGAUUAGUGACGAUGAUAUUGAUAUGGAUUUUGAGAACGCGGCGCACAUGGAAGGAAGAGUCGGCGCAGGUAGUGGAAGUGAUUUCGAAGAGGCGGACUUUUUGAGCAAAGAGGUGGAUAUGGGUGGGAUCUAA
Messenger RNA from Alternaria incomplexa, 930 nucleotides. RefSeq lists its product as uncharacterized. Gene Ontology annotation, cellular component: cytoplasm; nucleus. The coding region runs from base 1 to 930 and encodes 309 amino acids. The record is from RefSeq and is a predicted model, not a curated record. The transcript has a single exon. Lineage: Eukaryota; Fungi; Ascomycota; Dothideomycetes; Pleosporales; Pleosporaceae. Gene Ontology annotation, molecular function: ribonucleoside-diphosphate reductase inhibitor activity.